Messenger RNA from Coprinopsis cinerea okayama7#130, 1125 nucleotides. RefSeq lists its product as hypothetical. Bases 1 to 1125 code for a protein of 374 amino acids. The record is from RefSeq and is a predicted model, not a curated record. NCBI's taxonomy places the organism in Eukaryota, Fungi, Basidiomycota, Agaricomycetes, Agaricales, Psathyrellaceae. The transcript is spliced from 3 exons.
AUGGCUGACUUACAGAGAACGUGGUCCGGCUCUACUCUCUGUAGCGACUUCAAUGAAGGUCCAUCUCGUCCCCAUACGCCCACAACAUCUGAAAACUACCGCCUUGCCGUUUCCUAUAUGCAAGACGCCCAUGAAACCGAAAUCGCAGGGAGUUACAAGAAGGCUUUUAACCUCUACUCUCGUGCAGGAAAUCUGUUUGGGACUGUGAUUGAUGACGCCGACCGAUAUUCGGUUGAGCGAGCACGGUCGAAGAUGCAGUACUGUGUCGCGAAGACGCGGAGGGCGAUGCUGAUGCCCGCUGCUACGAAGACGGGACCGCCGCCAUCGUUUUAUCUCCCUUCCCGGAGAACGGUUUCUCUUGAACUGGAGAGCGACUCGGGGAUCGUGCCCUUGCCAUCGAUCGAAGCAGAGCCACCCGCUUCAGAUCGCUCCUCAAAUGCCUCCACAUCUACCCGUUUCUAUACUACCCGACUACCAAAAGAGACAAGCUUGACAUCGUACCAUGUCUACAGCGAGAUCUCCAAACGGGCAGGCAAAUACCAUUUCGACUUCCAGGUCAAGGAUUCCUCAAAAAUUCACACCCUCUACACCCUCUCCGCCAGCCGCGCGCCUUGGACACAGUUCAAGACCUGCACGCUCUCCCGCGCCGCCGAGUACCACGAGAACUGCUCGCGAGUCACUAUCGAGCAGAUUGACUCGUCGCGGUGGGCAGCUGCCGAUGCCGCCCAAAUAGGGAGGACCAUAACCGCGACUGUUCCUGAUGGGAGGGGAACAAAGGUAUCCACCGUUCCCGACCGCGUUGAUAAAUCAUGGGCGCCCCGGCGGUUUACUUAUGGCGGGAGGCGGUUCGUCUGGAAACCUACCUGGGACCUUGGUGUUCCGAAUCUCAACUCCACCGAGGCUCUGUACGAGGUGAAGGAUGAGUGGGACUCACCGAGGAGCAAGACUGGGAAGAAGAUGGAUGAGACGUUUGAUCGGCCGUUGGUCAAAGUCCAGGGGAAGAGCCUGUCGAUUGAUAAAGCGGCGACGGUGUGGAUAGACGCGGCCCUUGACCAGGUGUUUCGGGAGUUCAUUCUGGCUACUAUCUUGACGAGGUACUUGAUUGCGUUCCACGGACAUGAUUGA